Molecule: messenger RNA, 5214 nt
Organism: Trichoderma harzianum CBS 226.95
Lineage: Eukaryota; Fungi; Ascomycota; Sordariomycetes; Hypocreales; Hypocreaceae
Exons: 2
Coding region: 1-5214 (1737 amino acids)
Biological process (GO): microtubule-based movement
Molecular function (GO): microtubule motor activity; ATP binding; microtubule binding
Source: RefSeq, a predicted model, not a curated record
AUGGCGCCAGCCGGGGGAGGAAACAUCAAGGUGGUGGUGAGAGUGCGGCCGUUCAAUGGCAGAGAAAUCGACCGCGGAUCAAAAUGUAUCGUGGAUAUGCAAGGGAACCAGACCGUCAUCACGCCGCCAGAGGGUCAUUCGGUUAAAGGGACCAAAGACAGUGCUCCAAAGGCUUUUGCGUUUGACAGGUCGUACUGGUCUUUCAACAAGGACGCCCCCAACUAUGCGGGGCAGCACAAUCUCUUUGAGGACUUGGGCGCACCGCUCUUGGACAACGCCUUUGAGGGCUACAACAACUGUAUUUUCGCCUAUGGCCAAACCGGUUCUGGAAAGUCAUACUCCAUGAUGGGUUAUGGCAAGGAAAUCGGCAUCAUUCCCAUGAUUUGCCAAGAAAUGUUUCAGCGGAUCGAUAAGAUACAAGGAGACAAAUCGAACAAAUGCACCGUCGAAGUAUCAUACCUGGAAAUCUACAAUGAGCGAGUCCGCGACCUGCUCAACCCAUCGACAAAGGGCAACUUGAAAGUUCGAGAACACCCGUCCACUGGUCCAUACGUCGAGGAUCUCGCCAAGCUUGUUGUGACGAGUUUCCAGGAAAUCGAAAACCUCAUGGACGAAGGAAACAAGGCCAGAACCGUUGCUGCAACCAACAUGAACGAAACCUCCAGUCGAAGUCAUGCCGUCUUCACGCUCAUGUUGACGCAGAAAAAGUAUGAUGCGGACACGAAAAUGGAGCUGGAAAAGGUUGCCAAGAUUAGUCUGGUCGAUUUGGCUGGUUCCGAGAGAGCCAACUCGACUGGUGCCACUGGUGCACGGUUGAAGGAAGGCGCGGAAAUCAACAGAUCGCUUUCCACGCUUGGUCGUGUCAUUGCUGCGCUGGCAGACUUGUCCACUGGCAAGAAAAAGAAGGGUGCCUCUCAGGUGCCGUAUCGUGACAGUGUACUUACCUGGUUGUUGAAGGACUCCUUGGGUGGAAACAGUAUGACGGCUAUGAUUGCAGCCAUCAGUCCUGCCGACAUCAAUUAUGAUGAGACAAUAAGCACGCUCCGAUAUGCCGAUUCCGCGAAGCGAAUCAAGAACCACGCUGUUGUCAACGAGGAUGCAAAUGCUCGCAUGAUCAGAGAGCUCAAAGAGGAACUGGAUCUUUUGAGGAGCAAGCUUGGCGGAGGAGGAGGUGGUGGCGGUGGUGGUGCAGGUGGUGCCGGCCUCCCCCCUGACGAAAUUUAUGACGAGAGCACCCCCUUGGAGAAACAGAUUGUAAGCAUCACGGCAUCCGAUGGUACGGUCAAGAAGGUUUCAAAGGCAGAGAUUGCGGAGCAAUUGAGCCAAAGCGAGAAGCUGCUUACCGACUUGAACCAAACCUGGGAGGAGAAGUUGGCCAAGACGGAGGAGAUUCACAAGGAGCGUGAGGCUGCCCUGGAGGAACUCGGCAUCAGCAUCGAAAAGGGAUUCAUUGGUCUACACACGCCAAAGAAGAUGCCCCAUCUUGUCAACCUUUCAGACGACCCCCUUCUAGCAGAGUGUCUGGUCUAUAACCUCAAGCCCGGUACUACCACCGUAGGCAACGUCGACACAAACGCAGAAAAUCAAGCCAAUAUCAGACUAAACGGCACAAGAAUAUUGCACGAUCAUUGUACUUUUGAGAAUGCUGAUGGAGUCGUUACCGUCAUACCUAGAGAAGGAGCUUCAGUCAUGGUCAACGGCAAGCGAAUCACCGAGCCAAAGCAGCUCCAUUCGGGCUUCCGAGUCAUCCUCGGAGACUUUCACAUCUUUCGAUUCAACCAUCCCAUGGAGGCCAGGGCAGAAAGAGCCGAGGGCGAGGGCGCCGCAAGACAAAGCCUUCUGCGACAAUCUAUCACUGCCAGCCAGCUACAAGCCCUCACCCCGGCCCCCCAGACUCCUCGAACUCCUGGACAUGAAAGGUCAUUUAGUAGGGUCUCAGUCUCAGUCUCAGAGAGUGGGGAGCUGUCUCGGCCGGAUUCGCCAGCCUUUUUCGGGCGAAACGGCAAGGAUUCUGAUUGGUCUCUCGCUCGAAGAGAGGCUGCUGGUGCUAUUCUCGGGACUGACCAUAACUUCGCCAGUCUGACGGAUGAAGAGCUAAAUUCAUUGUUUGAAGAGGUCCAAAGGGCCAGAGCAGAGCGUGUGAAUGGGCGUGAUGACGGGGAUGAUUCAGAGUCGGCUACGUCGUAUCCAAUCAGGGAAAAGUACAUGUCGACAGGCACUAUUGACAACUUCUCUCUCGAUACGGCCCUGACGAUGCCCUCGACGCCGAGGCAAGAAGAUGAUCGGUUUAGAGAGGUUCGAGAAGAACUCUACUCUCAGUUCGAGAGGCAAAAGGAGGAAUUCCGGGGCCAACUCAGGGGUGCCGAGGCUUCUGACAUGGAAGUCGAAGAGAUCAGGCAAGAAAAAGCCCGCAUGGCUCACGCCCUUAGAGAACUCAAAGAGGAUAUGGAGAAGCAACUCAGCCUUCAGCGCAAGCAGUUUGAGGAGAAGAUCGAGAAGAUGGACCCCUUGAAGCGCCCAAAGGCAAGCCCUCGGCUGUCUGACUUUGAGAUUGAGAUUGCAAAGAGGACGGUCAAGGCAUGGCGUAGCCGCCACUUUGUCAAGAUGGCCGAGACUGUGCUCCAGAACGCAUCCAUCCUGAAAGAGGCGCAAAUUAUGAGCAACGAGCUCGACGAGAACGUUGUUUUCCAGUUCACCACGGUCGAUCAGGGACACGUGCUGUGUUCUUCUUACGACAUGGUCCUCAACGGCUUAACAAGUGAAGGAGAUGAUGUGGCGCUGGAGGAGGCCUAUAAGCCUUGCAUCGGUGUCCGCGUAAUUGACUACAAGAAUAACGUAGUUCGCCUAUGGAGUCUUGAGAAGCUGUAUGACCGGGUGCGUGUGAUGCGCCAGAUGCACCAGUACCUCGAUCAGCCCGAGUAUGCCCAACAUCUGAGCCUAGAUAACCCGUUUGUGGAGACAAACAUGCCCUCUUACACUCUAGUUGGCGAGGUGGACAUUCCCCUUAGAGCUGUUUUUGAGAGCCGUGUUCAGGAUUUUGCGCUCGACGUCCUUUCCCCCUAUACCUCUCACGAGGUUGGCAUGCUUAAAUUGUCUCUGGAACCGUCCCACGCCCGUGCACCUACCAACACAAUCAAGUUCAACAUCGUUAUGCACGAAAUGGUUGGUUUCGCGGAGCGAGAGGGCACGGACGUUCACGCCCAGCUGUUCAUCCCCGGCAUCUCGGAGGAGGACGGUAUCACGACGACGCAAAUGAUUAAGGACUUUGACGAAGGACCAAUUCGUUUCGAGAGUGUUCAUAGCAUGAGCGUACCCUUGUUUGCAACUCCAGAGGUUACCCUGAGAGCAGCCAUCUUUGCCAAGGUUUCGACAAUGCACCUUGAUAAGCUCCUUAGCUGGGACGACAUGAGAGAUGCAUGCCCCGCUGCAGACGGUGCAAAGGCAGCUCGCAUCAACGAGUCACAGUUUUACACUCAGGAAAAGCACGAUUUGCUUUCUCGAAUCCAAAUUAUGGAGCUCAACGAGCACGGAGAGUAUGCGGCCGUCGAAGUGACGCAGUCUAGCGAGCUUGACAGUGGAACAUUUCAACUCCACCAGGGAUUGCAGAGGCGUAUCAGCAUUGACAUUUCGCAUAGCUCGGGAGAUAUUCUGCCCUGGGGAGAUGUUACUGCCGUCCGCGUUGGUAAGAUUCGAACCGUCGACACAGCUGGCAAAUCUCCCGACAUGGUCACCGACCGGGACAUCUCCCUCAAGAUUGCGGGAAAUCCAGUUUUCCGCGAGAAUCCCAACGGCACGCGCAACAUCGUGGUGCAAGCCCAAUGGGACUCCAGCUUGCACAAUUCACUUCUCCUUGACCGUGUUACGCCCGAAAAGUUCCGCGUGCAGAUGACUGUCACUUGGGAUAUUUCGUCUGAGAAACUCGCAGAGCCCAUGAGGUUCUCCCAAAAGGUGAAUCUGCAAGUGAUGUCUCGCACCUUUGUCCGGCAGAGCAACAUGUUCUCGUCGCUGUUCCAGAACAUGCGGUUUGUACGCUCCUCGACCGGAAUCUUCACCUUGACCAUGAAGCCUGCCCCGAUCAAGAGAGUAGGUGACCUGUGGAGAAUGAGCAGCCAGCACGACUACGUCAAGGGCGAGGAAAAUCUCCAUAGCUGGACUCCCCGAGGCGUGUCUCUGGUCAGCGAUUUCCUCCAUGCAAAGAAGAAGAGACGGCGCAACGCUGAACUUGGUGCCAUAAGCAGCAUGCUUGCUCAGUAUGGCAUCGAUCCCAUGGUCGCUGGGACAGCGGGAGAAGAGCGUGGGACUGGACGUGAAGCAUCGCCAGAUAUGCAAGCAAUCAUUCCAAAUGACGAUGAUUUACUCAAUGACACACCUGUAACAUCUCCGGCCCCAUCAAUCCAUGAAGAGGAACUGGCGUCAGAUGAGCCUACUCCCGACGAAGACGCUGCGAAAGAUGAUGACCAACAGCUGCCACAGGAAGACAACCCUGAGCCUCUUACUCCCCCGCCGUCUGAAUACAACACGCGGGAAACUGACUUGUUGGAGCUAUGCUUGAAGCUGUGGAAGAAAUAUCCGGACCCCUUUGUGAAGCUCUUGAGCCCUGAAAACACGCAGCCCCCAGAAAAUGGAGUCACCACGGAGCCAGCACCUCCCAGUCUCAUUACCACCAUUGUGCGCGUGCCCAAGAAUCCCAAGGUGCUAAAAGGUGGAUACUUAUUGGUUCCAAACAACGAGUCUACACGAUGGGUCAAGAGAUUUGUCGAGCUGAGAAGGCCAUAUCUUCACGUGUACUCUGCCUCAGAUGGUGAUGAAGUGGGCCUUGUAAGUCUGCGUAAUUCACGCAUAGACAGCCAGCCCGGUGUCCUCGGACUACUGCACGGACCCGACGACUACGACUCUCCGCCGCGAACCUCCAACUCGCCAGAGUUUACGCCCGGCCACCGACGGACGGCUUCGGGACGGGUAAUUUCGACUAUCUGGACUGCUGCCAGUGGCGGGGGGGCGUCUGCCGGAGGACCAGGGCUGCAGAGACUUAGCGAGCGGAUGCAAGCAGCCGUGUUUGCGAUUUAUGGGACGGACAACACAUGGCUGUUUGCGGCUCGCAGCGAGCGCGACAAGCAGGAUUGGAUCUUUAGGAUUGACCAGACGUUCAACUCCAACGGCGAGAACACGCCUGUCAGCGGCAUCAUGAGCCCCGGCCAAAACAGCGACUAUUAA